UUUAACGAUUUAUACUUCGACAAAUUACCAAGACUCACUUAACGAUAUAUAAUGUAAGAAGUAGAUUGGGGUGCUUCGAGUGAAUAAUUAAGGAAGGUUUAUUCUAACAAGUCUAAACGACUUUAAAUCCAUGGGAACGACAAGCUACAUUGUAUUGCUAUAGGGCGUCGAAAAGGCGUACUAAUGAACAGUCCUCCUAAAAGAACCAACCCAUCUUCUCCGGUUUAGUCCACCUGGAGCCGUUUCUUCCCGCAUUGAGGCCAUUCAGAAACGUGCAGUAUAUCUACACUCUUGCGAUCUAAGGAUAUGUAUUAAGUCACUAAAGUAGUAAAGGGGUAAAACAUCAGGCUUUUAACGCCGAACACAUAUGUUUAUAGCUUACCUAACUCCUCGUGUUGUUAAACCGAAAGAUGGAAUUGUCCGCAAAGUCCUUUUUAGACCUCCAAAUCUCGGUGUCUACUAGCCCGCAAAGCCGCAUUAUUGAACCCUCUUAAAUUUUAUAUAGCCAUUAUCUAGACGAUAUUACCCCGCUGGCACUGCAUUGCUGUUUUAUAUUAUUUACUACGAAGUAUAGAGCAGUCGAGAGCAAUAAUGGCAACCCUCAAUGGAAAAGUAUUCGCAAUUACUGGUGGUGCUAGCGGGAUCGGGUUUGCAACGGCACAGAUAAUAUCUAAACGCGGUGGGAUCGUUUGCAUAGCCGAUGUUGACCCAGCGGCCAUAAGCAAGGCGGAUGAAUACUUUACCAACCAAAAUGCGCCCUUUACUGUUACCAAGGUAGAUAUUUCUAAGCGAGACCAAGUUGAAUCUUGGAUCGACGGUAUCGUCCAAAAAUACGGCAGACUCGAUGGCGCUGCAAACGUCGCGGGUAUAAUCGGCAAACAUCAUGGCUUACGAGAUGUUGCUGAUCUCGACGACGACGAAUGGCACAAGAUAAUCGCAGUUAAUCUCACGGGGACCAUGUAUUGCUUAAGAGCUGAGCUCCGAAAAAUCGUCGAUGGUGGUUCUAUUGUGAAUGUUUCCUCUAUUCAUGGGCUUCAAGGGUUUGCCAAACAUGGAGCGUAUGAUGCUAGUAAGCAUGGUGUUAUAGGUCUGACAAAAGCGGCUGCCAAAGAAAAUGGAGUCCGGCAAGUGCGUGUCAACGCAGUGGCCCCGGGAGCCAUAUUUACUCCGCUGAUGGAGAAGCACUGGAAAAUCCAUAAUCGACCGUCUGAUGCACCCUUUGAUGAUACAGCAGCUCUCGGCAGACAGGGCACGGCGGAGGAAUGCGGCCACGUCAUUGCUUUCCUUUUGGGUCCUGACUCCAAGUACGUGAGUGGGAGCGUAUAUUCUGUCGACGGCGCGAUGUAGCCCGCAAAUAU
Molecule: messenger RNA, 1358 nt
Organism: Daldinia vernicosa
Lineage: Eukaryota; Fungi; Ascomycota; Sordariomycetes; Xylariales; Hypoxylaceae
Product: 3-oxoacyl-reductase
Exons: 3
Coding region: 592-1347 (251 amino acids)
Source: RefSeq, a predicted model, not a curated record